AUGGCAAAUUCAAAGAGCUCAUCGGGUGUCAGAAAUUUUGUGUAUCCUGGAAAGCAGGCUCACGCUUUGCUCCCUCCCAAAAGCCCAUUUCCUAGUAUUUCUCAAGCAUAUGCUGAUUAUGUCUCAAAUCCUACAGUUGGUUCAAGACCUGUUAAUAAGCCAAGAGACGGAAACACACACCACCAACGUACUUCAUCUGAGAGCCAUCUUAUUGAGGAGCAGCCAUCAUGGCUAGAUGAUCUUCUAAAUGAGCCGGAUACACCUGUCAGAAAGGGUGGUCAUAGGCGUUCAUCAAGUGAUUCUUUUGCAUAUGUCGACACUCUUAAUGCGCCGAACAUCAGUUAUGCGGAUCAUGACGAUUAUAAAUAUAAGAAUUUCUUAUCUAUUCCGGCUUGGUCACCUCCAGAUUUUGAUCGAAACAAAGAUGCUCGUCAUGUUCCCAUGUAUUCAGAAAUGAAUGCAGCAAGACAGAAAAAUAGAUCAUGGGACUCUUUUUCGAAUAUGAGUGGCGCUCCAUCUGGCAAAGACAGCGUAGCUUUUCAGAGAUCAGGAUCACCGACACCAUGUACACUGUAUGAAGCAGAUCGGAUCCUACCAACUGCAAAUGAAAAUCAUGAUUCAGUAGAAUCUGGCUUACAAGACACUAGAUCAUCUUUUGAAAGAAAGGACGGUUUGCAUGCAAAGUCAUCUGCUUCUGAAACAGAUACAAAACGCGCUAAACAGCAAUUUGCUCAACGGUCACGGGUUCGUAAACUUCAGUACAUAGCCGAGCUGGAAAGAAAUGUACAGUCUUUACAGGCAGAAGGGUCUGAAGUAUCGGCUGAGCUUGAGUUUCUUAACCAGCAGAAUCUUAUCCUGAGUAUGGAGAAUAAAGCACUCAAACAACGUUUAGAAAGUUUAGCACAGGAGCAGCUUAUCAAAUACUUGGAGCAGGAAGUACUGGAAAGAGAGAUUGGAAGAUUACGUGGCAUGUAUCAACAACACCUGCAACAGUCACAUCAGCCUCAACAACAACCAUCUGGCAGUCAUAGACGCACAAACAGCAGAGACCUUGACUCUCAGUUUGCCAACCUUUCUCUCAAGCACAAGGACACCAACCCGGGGCACGACCCUUCAAAUGGAGCUCUCAGAAUUUAG
Molecule: messenger RNA, 1137 nt
Organism: Vicia faba (fava bean)
Lineage: Eukaryota; Viridiplantae; Streptophyta; Magnoliopsida; Fabales; Fabaceae
Source: the annotation of a GenBank genome assembly